This is a messenger RNA of Drosophila takahashii, 1638 nucleotides long. Its product is annotated as organic cation transporter protein-like. Gene Ontology annotation, cellular component: membrane. Lineage: Eukaryota; Metazoa; Arthropoda; Insecta; Diptera; Drosophilidae. Gene Ontology annotation, molecular function: transmembrane transporter activity. The record is from RefSeq and is a predicted model, not a curated record. Gene Ontology annotation, biological process: transmembrane transport.
UCGUAUUCCAAAAUGGAUUUCCAAAGUGUCCUUGAUAAAUGUGGCAACUUUGGCCCCUAUCAAAUCCUUCUGCUGGGUCUCUACGGCUACGCGAACAUUAUCUCCUCGCUGCACUAUUUUUCGCAGACCAUCAUUAGCUUUACGCCAUCGCACAGUUGCUCAGCACCAAAAGAAAACUUCCUGCAGAAUUCCAAUUAUUCCACAUCCCUGUUGGCCUGCAAUAUAAUUCAAUACGAUGAAGAUCUGUCCUCUUUUCGAGACUACAAGUGCUCAUCUUGGGACUUUGAAAGGGAUAGCAACUACGAGAGCAUUACCACAGAGCUCGGUUGGGUCUGCGACGAUGCCUACAAACUGGCGGUGGGUCAGUCCUUCUUCUUCAUUGGCUCCGGCCUGGGCAGCAUAUUCUUCGGAUAUCUGGCAGAUCGCAUAGGACGACUGCCUGCCUGUGUUUUGUCGACCUUGACUGGAGCCUCUGGUGAUUUCUUCACCUCCUUCGUGGGAAAUCUGCCCUGGUUCUCCUUCACCCGCUUUUUAUCCGGCCUCUCUAUGGAUACCCAGUAUGUCCUGAUGUACAUUUUGACUUUCGAGUACUUGAGCCCAAAACACCGCACCUUCGGGCUAAACAUAACCUUGGGAGUCUUCUAUUGCUUUGGCCUGGUGAUUUCCCCCUGGGUUGCCAUUUGGUUGGGCAACUGGCGAAGUUACCUGUGGGUGGCCUCUCUUCCAGCUCUGGGAUCGUUGCUGUUUCCUGUUUGCCUCCAUGAAAGCGCCGAGUGGCUGUUGACCAAGGGAAAGUUCGACAAGGCAGUUAGCAAUCUAAAAAGCGUCGCCAAGUUCAACGGUCGCCAAGUGGAGGACUCUGUUUUCGAUGAGUUCAUUAAUCACUAUCGCGAGAAGUUGAACAAUUCGCAGAAUAAAUCUUCGGAUACUUUUAUGGGAAUGCUAAGGACACCAAGACUGCGAAAGUUUACCCUUAUUCUAUUGGUUAAAUCAAUAAUUGUUGCAACUGCCUUCGACAUCCUGAGUCGUAAUGUGGAAGGAGUGGGCAUUUCGCCCUUCAAGCUCUUCUCCUACUCGGGAUUCUGCUACCUCCCCGCAGGACUCACCAUUAUCCUGUUCCAGAACAGAAUCGGACGAAAGGGCAUGGCCUGUGCCUCGUUCCUUGUGGGAGCCAUAAUCACGGCGGUCACUGGUUACUUGGUGGCCACCCUCGAUCCAGCGGACUAUUCCGUUUUUCUGGGAUUCAUGGUGUGCCUGGGAAGAUUCGGAGCGGUGGUGUCCUUCGAUGCGGAGGGCCAAUACGCGGCUGAGAUUAUUCCAACGAGUGUGCGAGGACGAGGAGUGGCCAACAUCCAUGUGGUCGGCAACGCCUUUGCCUUCUGCAGCUCCUACAUCCUCUACUUGGGAACUUUCUACCGGCCUCUGCCGUCUUUCCUGAUCAGUUUCGUUCUUCUAGUCGGCAGUUGUUUGUGCCUAGCUCUUCCAGAAACCCUUAACAAGGAACUCCCACAGACUCUUGAAGAGGGCGAGGUAUUCGCCAAGGGUGAGAAAUGGUAUUUCUUUCCCUGCUUUUCGCGCAGACAGCAAACAAAUAACUCAGGAUCUCAGUUGGAGUCAGCCAACGAAUUUACAAAGUAA